Phragmites australis (common reed) is the source of this 1200-nucleotide messenger RNA. RefSeq names its product protein IRON-RELATED TRANSCRIPTION FACTOR 3-like. Lineage: Eukaryota; Viridiplantae; Streptophyta; Magnoliopsida; Poales; Poaceae. The record is from RefSeq and is a predicted model, not a curated record. Gene Ontology annotation, molecular function: protein dimerization activity. Bases 261 to 1046 code for a protein of 261 amino acids. The transcript has 5 exons.
AGCCAUUACGUUACGUGCCCGCGCAGGGGGACCCACCGCCACCCUCCUCCUUUUUCUCUCUUCUCCGUCUCGCGGUCGCGGCCCGCAGAAGAACAGCAGAAGAACGAGGAGAAGGGGGUAGGGGCGGAGGCCAAGGACUCCCAACCCGCACGCGCCCUCAGAGACACGGCGGGACCCGAAUCCGGGCAAGCGCCUGGUAGCCUCGCUUCCGAUUCGAGGGGAGCGGGGAAGAGGUUGGGACCGAGAUUUUUCUGGCCGGCAUGGUGCCCUCCGACAGGGGAAGCGUCGCCACCGCCGUCAGCACGCCUGCCGCCGACAAGCUGCUCCAUGGGCCUGUCUCCGGUAAGAAGAUCCAGAAGAAGGCCCCGAGGAAGGUCCACAAGGCUGAGAGGGAGAAGCUUAAACGCGACCAGCUAAAUGAUCUCUUUGUCGAGCUGGGUGACAUUCUUGACGAAAAUAGGCAGAACAAUGGGAAGGCGUGCAUAUUAGCCGACACCACUCGAAUACUAAGAGAUUUGCUUUCUCAAGUAGAAUCACUUCGGAAGGAAAACGGCACCCUGCAGAAUGAAUCUCAUUAUGUUACAAUGGAGAGAGAUGAGCUGCGGGAUGAGACUACUGUGCUCGGCAAAGAAAUUCUGGAGCUUCAAAACGAGCUGAGGAUGCGGCUGUCAACCAAUCCAGGUUGGGGCCAUGGCACUGCUGAAUCGGACUCCGUAAGCGCAGUUUUUCCAUCGCAGCAGCCAGUGCAGCCACCAAGCAUCGCAAGCACUAUAAUCCCCUUGCAGCAGCCACUGGCACCACCAACAGUGAUUGAACUGUCGUAUGCUGCACCACCACGGGAACUGAAGCUCUUCCCAAAAACGGGCUAUGAACCAUCCAAAGACCAGGAGGCUCCCAACCAUGUGGCGCGACCGCAGGCAAGGUACCCGACGCAGGCGAGUUCUUGGCCUGUAAGCCUGUUUUCUGGCCUUCCAAGGAUGGAAGAUGAGCAAUGCAGCAGCGGCACAAUCGGCACUAGCAUGGAAGCUAGCACCGGUAGAGACUGAGUGGGUCUCCUCCAGCAACUAAAGGGUAUGUUUGAACGUAGUGAGUGUACUGACAGCAGAAGCCGCGUGCAUGUAAAUACGAAUCUUCAUUUUGGAUCUCGGUGCUUAGAUGACACUGAUGGAAAUAGGAGUAUAGUACCCUUUUCAGUUUUCA